This is a messenger RNA of Ochotona princeps (American pika), 2567 nucleotides long. RefSeq names its product integrator complex subunit 9 (gene INTS9). The record is from RefSeq and is a predicted model, not a curated record. The transcript is spliced from 17 exons. NCBI's taxonomy places the organism in Eukaryota, Metazoa, Chordata, Mammalia, Lagomorpha, Ochotonidae. Gene Ontology annotation, biological process: snRNA processing. Gene Ontology annotation, cellular component: integrator complex. Bases 141 to 2117 code for a protein of 658 amino acids.
GUACCGGAAAGGGGGCGUGAGGAAGAAAAACUGCAAGUCCCGCGAUGCUCUCGGCGGGCCAAGAGAAAGCGAUAGAACCGGAAGACACAUGGUGGGGUUGAGGAGUCCCGAGACUGAUAUUGAAAAACCAAAAGUCCAAUAUGAAACUGUAUUGCCUGUCAGGACACCCAACCCUACCAUGCAAUGUGCUCAAAUUCAAAUCAACCACCAUUAUGUUGGACUGUGGCCUGGACAUGACUUCUACGCUCAAUUUCCUGCCUUUGCCACUUGUUCAAAGUCCCAGGCUGUCUAAUCUUCCUUGCUGGUCCCUGAAGGAUGGAAAUGCUUUCUUAGACAAGGAACUAAAGGAGUGCUCAGGUCAUGUGUUUGUGGACUCUGUGCCUGAAUUCUGUUUACCAGAGACUGAGCUAAUAGACCUGUCGACGGUAGAUGUGAUUCUCAUCUCUAACUAUCACUGCAUGAUGGCGCUGCCCUACAUCACCGAGCACACAGGAUUCACAGGCACAGUGUACGCCACAGAGCCCACUCUGCAGAUCGGAAGACUUCUUAUGGAGGAGCUGGUGAAUUUCAUUGAAAGAGUGCCAAAGGCUCAGUCUGCCUCCUUGUGGAAGAAUAAAGACAUACAACGGCUGUUGCCAUCUCCUCUCAAGGAUGCAGUGGAAGUUUCAACAUGGAGAAGAUGUUACACAAUGCAAGAAGUGAACUCAGCCCUUAGUAAAAUCCAACUGGUGGGAUAUUCUCAAAAAAUUGAACUUUUUGGUGCUGUCCAGGUGACCCCUCUCAGUUCCGGCUAUGCACUUGGAAGCUCCAACUGGAUUAUCCAGUCCCAUUAUGAGAAAGUAUCUUAUGUCUCUGGGUCCUCCUUGCUUACCACACACCCCCAGCCCAUGGAUCAAGCUUCUCUCAAAAACAGUGAUGUUCUCAUUCUAACAGGACUUACCCAGAUUCCCACUGCAAACCCGGAUGGCAUGGUGGGAGAGUUCUGCAGCAACCUAGCUCUGACCGUGCGCAAUGGCGGGAACGUGCUGGUUCCCUGCUACCCGUCUGGAGUGAUCUAUGACCUCCUGGAGUGCCUGUAUCAGUACAUUGACUCGGCUGGGCUCUCCAGUAUCCCCUUCUACUUCAUCUCCCCAGUGGCCAAUAGCUCACUGGAGUUUUCCCAGAUUUUUGCUGAAUGGCUUUGUCACAACAAGCAGAGUAAGGUGUAUCUCCCUGAACCGCCCUUUCCUCAUGCAGAGCUCAUUCAGACCAACAAGCUGAAGCACUAUCCCAGCAUCCACGGAGACUUCAGCAAUGACUUCCGGCAGCCGUGUGUGGUGUUUACUGGGCACCCUUCCCUCCGGUUUGGGGACGUGGUCCACUUCAUGGAGCUCUGGGGAAAAUCUAGUCUCAACACUGUUAUAUUCACAGAGCCGGACUUCUCCUACCUGGAAGCGCUGGCUCCCUACCAGCCCCUGGCCAUGAAGUGCGUAUACUGCCCCAUUGACACACGGCUGAACUUCAUCCAGGUGUCAAAGUUGCUUAAAGAAGUGCAGCCCCUGCAUGUGGUCUGUCCAGAGCAGUACACGCAGCCACCGCCAGCACAGUCCCAUCGCAUGGACCUCAUGAUGGACUGCCAGCCCCCAGCCAUGUCCUAUCGGCGAGCCGAGGUCUUGGCCUUGCCCUUCAAACGUCGGUAUGAGAAGAUCGAAAUCAUGCCAGAGCUCGCAGACUCCCUGGUGCCCAUGGAGAUCAAGCCUGGCAUUUCCUUGGCAACCGUCUCGGCUGUGCUGCACACGAAAGAUAACAAGCACGUUCUCCAGCCCCCACCCCGGCCUGCGCAGCCCCCAGGCGGUAAGAAGAGGAAGCGGCUAACGGAAGAUGUGCCAGACUGCCAAGUUGUGAAGCCUCUGUUGAGCGGCUCCAUCCCCGUGGAGCAGUUCGUGCAGACCCUGGAGAAGCAUGGCUUCAGUGACAUCAAGGUGGAAGACACAGCUAAGGGCCACAUCGUCCUGCUCCAGGAAGCCGAGACGCUUAUCCAUAUAGAAGAAGAUUCAACCCAUAUCAUCUGUGACAACGAUGAGAUGCUCAGGGUACGACUGAGGGACCUUGUCCUCAAGUUCUUACAGAAGUUCUGAGUGGGACAAAGGAGCCACUUCUUACAGCCCUUGGCGUGGCCGCCCAGCCCAGGCCAGCAGGAGCAGGGUGUAGGCUGCUGUCUGCAGUGUCCUUUGGAUCAGUGAACAAAGGUAACUCUAGUCAGCCAUCUGGAGUGAGGGCCUGGGUCUGCUGGUCAGCUUGCCUAGCACUGUGUCAGGAAUGUUCCCUGGGAGCUUUCAAUCUGCUUCCUUCAGCCCUGACCUCCUUGCAGCUGUCAGCAGCAGCUCUCCCCAGCAGUGGGGGUGAGGGAGGAAGUACAAAGAUGCCACCUACUCUCGCUGUGUGUUCAGGGCCUACUAGCUUCACACAGCAGAACCGGUCUUUGAUUAAUUCUGUUUCCUUUCCUAUAAUCCCCCAAGUUAGCAAUGGGAAUCUUCAUAAAUCUUUUCUACUGUGGCCCAUUUUGUUAAUAAACAUUUUUAUAGAAG